Oldenlandia corymbosa var. corymbosa is the source of this 1230-nucleotide messenger RNA. The record is from the annotation of a GenBank genome assembly. NCBI's taxonomy places the organism in Eukaryota, Viridiplantae, Streptophyta, Magnoliopsida, Gentianales, Rubiaceae.
AUGGAAGGAAGAGCCUUUUUCGAAGGAAACCAGAACACCUUCCGAAAUGUUUUACUUGUGCAGAACAAGAAAGCAGGGCAGUUUGGUGCCAGUUUCUGCAUUUUUUCACAGAGUGGGAAACAAAACGGCGAAAAUAAAUCAUUAAAUUCUUGCGAGAAGCAAUUGAGGUCAUUAGAUUCUUAUUUCCGGAAACUUCAGAAUGGCGGUCGGCGCCCUUCUUUGAGUAAGUCAAGCAGGAGGACAGAGUUGAUGAUACUGGACGAAAUUGAUCAGUUUACAGCAAAGAAGGGAUUGACUUAUCUAGACAAUUAUUUUGGAAAGCUCAACGAAGAUGGAAACACGGAUAUUGACAUGUCAUAUUCUCCUGAUGAUGAAAGUUAUGUAGUAGCUCCAAGCCCUUAUCUCAGCAAGGGCUACAAUAUCCCGGAACUGAAGGAACCACAUGCCCGCAUGCAGUUGAAAGACAGAAAUAGCCGGGUUGCUGAGAGCAGGAUUUCAGAAGAUGAAACCUCCAACUUAUACCUAAUAGGUAUACUUGCUGCCAUAAACAUUGCGGUUUUCCUGUUUGAAAUUGCGAGUCCCGUCAGGAACUCUGAGUUACAGCUCUUCUCAAUUCCAACGCUGUACGGAGCAAAGAUUAAUCAGUUAAUUCUAGUUGGAGAAUGGUGGCGUCUACUAACUCCUAUGUUUCUGCACGCUGGAGUGUUUCACAUUGGCCUUAGUUGUUGGAUGCUUGUCACCUUUGGGCCUCGAGCUUGUCGUGUUUAUGGCGGAUUUGCCUUCUUUCUGAUAUAUUUACUGGGAGGACUUUCAGGGAACCUGAUCAGCUUUCUUCAUACAUCUGAUCCAACUGUAUGUGGAACGGGACCUGUUUUUGCAAUAAUGGGGGCAUUGUUCGCCUACCAAAUCCAGAACAGAGGUUCAUUCGGAGAUAAUGAAUCAGAAAAGAUGCUACAGAAGGCAAUUAUAGCCACUUGUCUAAGUUGUACCCUUAACAAUUUUGGUCCAGUUGAUGACUGGACACAUUUAGCUGCUGCAUUCACUGGCUUAGCAUUUGGGUAUUUCACGUGCCCCAUGAUUCAGCUGGAUGACAAACCUUCGAAAAAUGGUCAAGAUGAUGGAAUCAGACUGGUUACCAGAUAUGCUGAUUCCUGUAAAUCAGUUGGAUACUUCUGCUUCUUCCUUCUGCUAUGGUGCUCCUUACUCUUUGCAGUUGAGCCACCUCUUUAG